Molecule: messenger RNA, 312 nt
Organism: Staurois parvus
Lineage: Eukaryota; Metazoa; Chordata; Amphibia; Anura; Ranidae
Source: the annotation of a GenBank genome assembly
AUGUAUGUGAAAUGGUUUGAUACAGUAAUGUUUUACUAUGUGAUUUUAGUGAAUGUCACUUUUUGUCAUUUUCAAAUUUCCCGCCAGUUCCAUCCCCGUACGUCCCGACGCUCGCAGGGGACGGAACCCAGAUGACAGAUGAAGGCAUCCACCGGAGGACAUUACAGGGGACACUGCAGGAGGGACAUCAAGGGAGCGCAGGACAAGGUAAGUGAUCGAGGGAUCCCGGAGCAGCGCCGCAUGGUAAGCCCAAGUGUAGCUCGGGUUACCACUUGUGCUACACUCGGGAAUACCGCCAGGGAGGCUACGGUU